AUGAAUCCCGCCGCGGCAAAGCGUCUGACCAGCCUCACAGCGACCCUCGCGACCAUGUUGGGCAUGAGCUUCGGUUCUCUCCGAGGCAUCGGCAUGGUCGUCCUCCAGGCCCUGCGCGUCCUCACCAUCGUCACGCUGGCCGCCGUCGGUGCCUCGUGCUGGGUCCUCAUCAUCAAGGUCGACAAGGGCCGCGACACCUUUGUCUUCGAGUGCGCCUCUCACUUCUUCACGUCGAUGCUCUCCAUCGUCCUCAUCGUCGCCGAGGCCCCGCUCCUCAGCAUCAUCAAAGACUACUUCCGCAGCACGUGGCCGGUGCUCUCCAAGGAACAUGGGCUCGGCUGGCUCGGUUUCGCCAUGGUCGUCAUCGGCUGCAACAUGCUCGGCAACCUAAACCGGCCUGCCUACGACCCCGACAACAUGGGCCCCGAGUUCGCCAAGCUCGUCCUGGCGUCCUCGAUCCUCUCCAUCACGUUCGGAAUCAUCAACAUCCUCGCCGCACUGGUGUGGCGCGACGGCAAGGAGGGCAUCACCUCGCGAGACAUCCGGUCCGACGGCUCGCUCGCCGACUCCCACCGCGAGGCGCUCCCCGACUACGCCACCAGCACGCGGACCAACACGUCCCUACGAAACGAGAAGACGCGGAGCAAGUUCGUGUCCAUGUUUUGGAAAAAGGGCCCCGAUGGUGAGAAGCCCAGACCCCAGAUCAGCGGCCCUUUCCAGGCUCACCACGACGUCGAGCGUGACGCCGACGUGGAUGAGGACCGGAGGAGCCCCAUCGUGCCGGGGCUCAAGCGUCCUGCAACGGCGCUGCAUCCCAUGCACACUGGGCGCAGUAGUCUUUACUCCGCGGCGCACAUGUCUCGCUUCUAG
Molecule: messenger RNA, 870 nt
Organism: Purpureocillium lilacinum
Lineage: Eukaryota; Fungi; Ascomycota; Sordariomycetes; Hypocreales; Ophiocordycipitaceae
Source: RefSeq, a predicted model, not a curated record